AUGCACACAGCCACUCAACAACCCGCAGCCGGCCCCACCGGCGCGCAGAGUACUCAUCACUCCGACUCGCCUCACUUGCACAGCGCGACACGAGACCUCUUGAGACAACAAAGCACAGACAGUGCCACAAGCAUCGACUCGUUCCCCCCUCACACCUCUACACCCCACCGACGCAGCUCUGUAUUUUUUGAAGAAGGCUUGAAAGGUGACGAUGCCAUUGUGGACGCUCGAAUAAGGCGAAUCGGUCGACCCAGUCUUCGGGUGCGCUUCCGAAGCAAAGUAGACAUUCGCGAACCAGAGGAAGUCGACGAGCCGUUCAUCCAGCCUGCCCAAAAGUCUGACGGGCUACCAACACUAUUACUUACGGCUCCUCGCAUCAUGUUUUUCACUCUCCUGCUCGCCGUGCUUAUACCUAGUCUGGGCCAUUCUCCCUUCUUGAAAGCCGGGAUAUCGCCUAUCGGUGCAGAGGCUGGGCCCAUUAAGGUUCCUCUCGAGGAGCAGAGAAAGGCAGUUCCCACGAUCGAGAAGAGACAGAACUCUGAUACCGAUAUCUGCAAGAGAUGGUCCGGCCAAAGUGCCGUGGUCAACGGGACCAUGUACUAUUAUGGCGGCAGAAAAUCGACGUCAGCAGAUCAGACGUCAGAUACCUGGACAAAUGACUUUCUGUCACUCGAUCUAACGAAAAGCUGGCAAAUAUCAAGCCCUUCUAUGACAGGUCUCCCGCAACCGUCAGGAGUCCCUGAGGUUUCCCUAGGCUACUUAUGGAACUCAUUCGACACGUUAUACCUGUAUGGUGGACAAUUCUCCGAUUCUCCUGUCGAAUCCCCUGCACCCUUCUCGGUUUGGCAGUAUGACAUCGGCGCAUCGCGGUGGUCAGAAUUGGACAAUACCGAGACGGCCGGUGGUGAGAAUGCGCAGCCUUCGGGGCAGUCUGUGCAAAGAGCCGCAGAAGGCGCUGGCAUUGCAAUACCACAACUGGGGCGAGGCUACUAUUUUGGAGGCCAUCUUGAUGGUUAUACCGUGGAAGGUUGGAGCCAGUCUAUCCCAAGACAGUAUCUGACGAGUCUGCUGGAGUUUACCAUGCCUGGAUACAGCAAUCAGGCCGUAAACGAUGGCAAUACUGCCGGCUCUGGGGGCCUCUUCAGAAAUAUUACCGAGGGUGGUGUCCAGGGUUCUGCCGGUUUUCCAGAGCGUGCUGAUGGAACUUUGGUCUAUGUUCCUGGCUAUGGCGAGCAAGGCGUCUUGAUUGGCCUCGCUGGCGGUAACAACGCGACAUUCACCCAGCUCAAUAUUAUCGAUGUAUACGAUAUUGCAACAUCAUCGUGGUAUCGACAGGCUACGAGUGGAACAUCACCACAAGUGCGGGUAAAUCCCUGCGCUAUUGUUGCGUCAGCCGCCGACGGCACUUCUACGCAGCUAUACAUGUUCGGUGGUCAGAACUUGAUUCCAGCAGGCGAACAAGAGCAGUACGAUGAUAUGUGGAUUUUAUCGAUUCCCUCGUUCACCUGGAUCGAAGUCGACAUGAGCGAUCAGUCUGUUCCACCCGCACGAGCUGGCCACAUGUGCGCAGCUUGGAAUUCUCAGAUGGUCGUUUGGGGAGGUUAUGUUGGUCAAGAUUUGUCCUGCGACAGCCCCGGCAUCUACGUCUUCAACCUUUCUUCCCUGGCCUGGCAGAACGAGUAUCGGGCACUCUCGGACGGCGAAGAUCACUUGAACAGACAGACCUCUCAGGACGAUGAUUCGUCUGCCCUAGGAGGCUCAUUUGGUUACGCAGUGCCUGGCAAGGUUCAGGAAGUAAUUGGUGGCAACGCUGUCGGUUCAGCCACAAUCACGGAGCCUGUGCAGACACCUACUUCCGGCCCGAUGGCUACCGGUAGCCCGAUCACAUACACAGUUACCGGCUCUGAUGGAUCUGUGGUCACAGAGACGUCCACGCCUGGGGCUUCCGAUCAUGGUUCGAGCAAUUCAGGGGGCAGCAGUAACGCCGGCGCCAUUGCAGGUGGGGUCAUUGCCGGAGUACUUGCGAUUGUUGCGUUGUACCUGGGUUACUGCGUCUACGUCUACCGCAAGCAGUUGGCCGUCUACAAGAAUCAUGUUGCUAUGGCACAGCGUGAGCACCUGGCCGGCGACGGUGGUCGCGCAUUCCUUGCUGUCCCGCCCUCAGUUGGGAAGUCCAGCAAGGAGAAGAGCCAGUCGAGCAGUGACCCUGGUCGUAGCAGUGAUGAACGCAGUUGGAGACGCGAACUGGGUGCCAGCAAUCCCUACCGCAACGCUCACGAUGAUGCUAGGAGCAGUACGGACGAUGUGCAACUGGCGCAAGAGCCCAGCUUCGUGGGAAUAUUAUUGAACCCCAGACGCAGUUUGAGGGUUGUGAAUCGUGAUUGA
Cyphellophora europaea CBS 101466 is the source of this 2385-nucleotide messenger RNA. RefSeq lists its product as uncharacterized. The transcript has 2 exons. Gene Ontology annotation, molecular function: protein binding. NCBI's taxonomy places the organism in Eukaryota, Fungi, Ascomycota, Eurotiomycetes, Chaetothyriales, Cyphellophoraceae. The record is from RefSeq and is a predicted model, not a curated record. Bases 1 to 2385 code for a protein of 794 amino acids.